UACUACAAUAAAGUGGACUUGGACAUCACCAACAAAGAAUGGGCAAAAAACCUCAGCUUCAUAGAAUGUAUCCUUUGGUUCUUCCCUUACUGUGAUAACAAGCACUACAUCAUGAUUUGUGUCAACAUCAAAGCAGAGAGAUUUGAAGUACUCGACAGUCUCCGUCACAAAGAAUUUAAAGAAUACUACAAACCAAUGGCAGACAGGGUUGUCCAGUACGCAAUCAACUACAUGAAGACACAGUUUGCCAACAAGACAGUAAAGUGGGAGAGGUUUACCUGGUUCAACCUCGAGAAGGUUACACAACCAGAUCAAAUAUCAUGUGGGAUGUACAUCAUCAGGUGGAUGAGACACUGGGAAGAUAAGUACAACAGUGCCCUGACCAAAGACUGGAAGAGGAUUGAUCUCAUAAAUGAAGAAAGGGAGUGCCUGAUGUUGGACAUCAUUAUUGAUGAAGAAACACUACAAAACCAAUAAAUAUUGGGGACAAACAUAGGGGACAAAGGUUUAAUUGUGUGCCGAAAAAUACCAUUUUAAGUAAUUUUAGGGACAAGGGAAUAAAAU
Molecule: messenger RNA, 564 nt
Organism: Linum tenue
Lineage: Eukaryota; Viridiplantae; Streptophyta; Magnoliopsida; Malpighiales; Linaceae
Source: the annotation of a GenBank genome assembly